AUGUUACUGCCCAUAGGGGUAUACACUGAUGAUCUGAUCAUCAAUGGUUCACGCAUCGACGAUAACAUUGAAUUCAAGGAUCAAAUGCAGAAGUUGUUUGACAUGAGUGAUCUCCGUCUCUUAAGUUAUUACUUGGGAAUCGAGGUUAAGCAAAAUGAUGAUACGAUCACAGUGUGCCAAAGCAACUAUGCACAAAAAAUAUUGGAGGUUUCUAGCAUGGUUGGUUGCAAUCCAUGUUUAACCCCGAUGGAGAAUAGAUUGAAGCUAAGAAGAAAGGAUUGUAGCUCCAUAGUAGAUGCUACUAAGAAUCGCAGCAUAAUCGGGAGUAUACGAUACUUGGUGAAUACCAAACCGGAUAUCGUCUAUGUCGUAGGUAUUGUUAGUCGGUACAUGGAAACACCUACGAUGCAGCACAUGGCGGCCAUUAAACACAUCCUGAGAUACGUGAGUGGCAUGGUCAACUUUGGGUGUUGUUACAAGAAGCACGCCAAGCCGGAGCCUGAGCUAGUCGCGUUUAGUGACAGUGACUUGGCUGGUGACUUAGACGACUGCAAGAGCACCACUGGAAUGGUAUUUUUUCUUGGUACAAGCCUCAUCACAUGGGCAUCACAGAAGUAG
Dioscorea cayenensis subsp. rotundata (Guinea yam) is the source of this 618-nucleotide messenger RNA. RefSeq lists its product as uncharacterized. NCBI's taxonomy places the organism in Eukaryota, Viridiplantae, Streptophyta, Magnoliopsida, Dioscoreales, Dioscoreaceae. The transcript has a single exon. Bases 1 to 618 code for a protein of 205 amino acids. The record is from RefSeq and is a predicted model, not a curated record.